CCUGUGCAAACUUCUGAGGCAAUUUCAUUCACCUGAAUUAAGACACAAAGGUGCGAAAUUAAUUUGAGUGGAAAAUACAGAUUUCGUGGUAUAAUGGCGUUUAUUGGCAAUAAAUAUUUAACAUUUGCCUUUUGCUUGUUUAUUUGCUUCAUAUUGGUUGGUAAUAUCAAUUCUGGGGUAGAUGCAGCCGAAAAGGAGAUACCCGCAACGAAAUUUGGGCAAAAUGUUGGUGGGCCUACCAUGACAUUUUUAUACUGUUACUCGUGCGGCUACCGUAAGGCUUUCGAGGAUUAUGUGAACAUACUAUCCGAAAGGUAUCCACAGAUUACUGUCAACGGUGCCAACUAUGAUCCACCCGGCUUCAAUAUGUAUCUGUCACGCAUUGUUUUUGCUGCUAAGAUACUGUUCAUUGUAGUUAUUGUCUCGUCGUUUGAUAUAUUUGGAACAAUUGGCCAGCAGACACCUGGUUGGUGGCGACAUUUGUUGGAAAAUAAAUUGUACGCUUGUAUGAUGGUAUUCUUCGUGGGAAACAUGCUUGAAGGACAGCUCGUCGCUUCUGGCGCUUUUGAAAUAACACUUAACGAUGUGCCGGUGUGGUCAAAAUUGCAAACUGGGCGCAUACCAGCGCCUCAGGAACUCUUUCAGAUAAUCGACAACCAACUGCAAUUCACAGAAACUAUUCAAGAGAAUCCAGACUUUGUUAAAUAAUAAUUAAGAUGGACACUUACGCCACAUACAAAAUUAGCCAAACUAUAGGAAUUGCUACGUUGUCCAAGAACAAUUUUGUGUAUGUUUAAUAGUCUUAUAUCUACAUAUGUGUGUUGAGAAGUUCGAUUGAAACAUGGCGCUACUCACAUUGCACAGUCAAUAGAUUUAGGCUGUUGCUGGUGAAAUAUGGGGUGGUGGGGGAUAUUUAAGUACUAUGUAUGAAUAUGUGAAUGUUCUGAAGCAUAAGCGCAACUACUUGAUUUAGUAAUUUAACUUUAUACGUAUGUUUUGUUUUUUCCUUUUCUUGCAGUCUGUUUGUGAUUGUCCUAAGCGAAAUUUUGUU
Messenger RNA from Rhagoletis zephyria (snowberry fruit fly), 1051 nucleotides. RefSeq names its product selT-like protein. Gene Ontology annotation, molecular function: thioredoxin-disulfide reductase (NADPH) activity. NCBI's taxonomy places the organism in Eukaryota, Metazoa, Arthropoda, Insecta, Diptera, Tephritidae. The record is from RefSeq and is a predicted model, not a curated record. Gene Ontology annotation, cellular component: endoplasmic reticulum membrane. Gene Ontology annotation, biological process: cell redox homeostasis.